This is a messenger RNA of Klebsormidium nitens, 519 nucleotides long. The record is from the annotation of a GenBank genome assembly. Lineage: Eukaryota; Viridiplantae; Streptophyta; Klebsormidiophyceae; Klebsormidiales; Klebsormidiaceae.
AUGGCUCUACACGCAGUAUUUUACGCAGCACGCAACCGUGGGUUCGCUUUUGGGGGGGGUAAGAGCGGCACUGCUCCAGAGGCGUGGGAGCCAGAAGCUCGCCCCCUAGAUCGGUGGGGGGGGGACCGGCCCGCGCUCGAGAAGGCGCUGAGGGGGAUGUCGGUAGCGGAGCUAAGAGCUGCGGCGCGAGUUUCAGCAGAACCGACCGACCACCCGAGUGACUUUGGUGGGGUUAGCAGGGGGGUUAGGGUGGGUAUGGGUGAGCCCACGGCGGGACGAGUUAGGGUUAGGUUUUUGGAGCGCCUCCCCUGCUGCAUCUUGACCCCGGUGGAGCACGUAGAUAGCGCAAAGGAGACCCUCUGCCCUGACGACUCCUACAAGAACUUCUUCUACCACCUUGGCUACAUCCACAGCGACAGCAACCUUCUUCGCCACGGCGCUCAGGACGUCGUCGUGCAACUCUUAGCAGCCUUUAAGCAAGCAGAGGGUUGUCAUCACAUCGAGAACAGCGUCGAGUGA